AAGGGGUGUAGGUUGAGUAAGUGAACGAAGAUUUCUAUUUAUUAGAACUGUGUCGCUUUGGCAUUGUAUUAGAAGAGGAAUUCUCCGGCUGGGAGGUGGUUUACUGCACACUAGAGAACCACACGCCACAACACAAAACAAACAGACAUACAUUCAUACACACACACACACACACUUAUACAUAUAGAUAUUUAUAUAUAUGUAUACUUGUAUGUCUACACAAACGUUGCAUCGACAAAUAUACAUGUAUAAAUAUAUCGAUAUAUGCAUAUAAGUAGAAUAUAUAUAUUGUAUACAUCUUGCGAAACACAUCCGGAUCGGAUCUCUUUUCUUUCAAAUUAAUCUUUUCUUACGGAAAACAUUUACCAAGGAUGAAGUAUCUUAACAGCUUUUGUUUCCUUCUGCUGUCUCUGUACUAUCUCUGUACUGUCUCAGCAUUAAACCGAACCGAGGAAGAUGUCACUGACGAGUUGGAAGGAUCGACGAGUGAAGUAGAAGGAGCAUGGACCAUGUGGUCCAAGUGGUCGAAAUGUAGCCAGUUAUGCAAUGGAGGACUCGCGAAUCGAACCCGUGCCUGCAUACACAGAUAUGUAGGGGAGUCGUCGGAGACAGCGAAUGCGAAAUGUAAAGGGAAAAAGACAGAAACCAAAGUCUGUAACCAAAACGAAUGUCUUGGCGGAAGUGUCAGACAGGAAUUGUGCAGACCCUAUAUGCACCGGAAGUUCUAUGGCAAACGUUAUUAUUGGCAAGCUCAUAUUGACUGUGAGUAA
Octopus bimaculoides (California two-spot octopus) is the source of this 770-nucleotide messenger RNA. RefSeq names its product thrombospondin type-1 domain-containing protein 4. The record is from RefSeq and is a predicted model, not a curated record. Lineage: Eukaryota; Metazoa; Mollusca; Cephalopoda; Octopoda; Octopodidae. Gene Ontology annotation, biological process: extracellular matrix organization.